Molecule: messenger RNA, 951 nt
Organism: Esox lucius (northern pike)
Lineage: Eukaryota; Metazoa; Chordata; Actinopteri; Esociformes; Esocidae
Product: extensin-like
Exons: 2
Coding region: 1-951 (316 amino acids)
Source: RefSeq, a predicted model, not a curated record
AUGUCCUGUGACAAUCCCAUUCCCCCUAAACCGACCACACCCAUUCUCCCUAAACCGACCACACCCAUUCCCCCUAAACCGACCACACCCAUUCCCCCUAAACCGACCACACCCAUUCCCCCUAAACCGACCACACCCAUUCCCCCUAAACCGACCACACCCAUUCCCCCUAAACCGACCACACACAUUUCCCCUAAACCGACCACACCCAUUCCCCCUAAACCGACCACACCCAUUCCCCCUAAACCGACCACACCCAUUCCCCCUAAACCGACCACACCCAUUCCCCCUAAACCGACCACACCCAUUUCCCCUAAACCGACCACACCCAUUCCCCCUAAACCGACCACACCCAUUCCCCCUAAACCGACCACACCCAUUUCCCCUAAACCGACCACACACAUUCCCCCUAAACCGACCACACCCAUUUCCCCUAAACCGACCACACCCAUUCCCCCUAAACCGACCACACACAUUCCCCCUAAACCGACCACACCCAUUCCCCCUAAACCGACCAUACACAUCCCCCCUAAACCGACCACACCCAUUUCCCCUAAACCGACCACACCCAUAGUUACACCAGAUGGAGGGUUGCACCAGACGGGGCGGUAUUGGAGGUGGUUAGGAUCAUCGUACCCAUGCUACAUCCCACGCUACAUCCCACGCCACAUCCCAAGCCACAUCCCACGACACAUCCCACGCUACAUCCCACGCUACAUCCCACGCCACAUCCCAUGCCACAUCCCACACCACAUCCCACACCACAUCCCACGCUACAUCCCACGCUACAUCCCACACCACAUCCCACGCUACAUCCCACGCUACAUCCCACACCACAUCCCACGCUACAUCCCACGCUACAUCCCACGCUACAUCCCACGCCACAUCCCAUGCCACAUCCAUUUAUCUGUGGAUGGCCACAACAGGCCACACCGGUUAGAAAUGCCCUGA